AUGGGUACAUGCACUUCUAAAGAAGACCAGGCCGCUACUAAUAAGCCAGUUCACAUCAGAGUUCCAGAUUUUGACUAUCUCAACCGUGCCAAAAAAUUGAUCUGUCACGUGACGCCAGAAUCGGUCGAAAAGCACCAGUUUAAGUCAAAAAUCAAAAUCCGAGCUGACUCUACCGUUGGCUAUCUUUCAAACGACAGAAUGAUGGUUGUUGGAGGCAGCGACAGUUCUGGAUACUCUACAAACAAUGCUUGCAUCAUUGAUAACAAAAAUAAAAGCGCGACUAUAAUUGCUCGGCUUCCAAUUUCUGCUAAGGAAGGAGCUCUAUUGGAAUAUAAUGAGUGGGUAUUUUAUGUUGGAGCUGUCAUAGAAGAUGAAGAAUCCAUAUUAUACUUAGUUAUCAAGAAUAGUCCAUUAAGGAACAUUUUUUGGUUGGCCAGGCAAUAAGCUGGCUUGCCAAAUUCGUAGGCGCCAUAUUUUCUGGCUAGCCAAAUUUAAGAAUGGCGAACCAAAAAAUGCUCCUUAGUGGGAUAUUCUUGGCAAAAAGGUAUAGGAGUUUCUGGAGCUCCAGUUAUGAGAUAUAAUCUAAAUGAAAAUUACUGGGAAGUAUUUAUCCAUGAAGAAAAAAAGAAAAAAUCUAGGCACCAUGAAGACGAGCCCAACCCCAAUAUAAAAGAAUUCAGGCUCAAAGAUUUAUUGUAUCCUGGGUGCUUUAUUAUUCACUCAAAAAUCUAUUUUGUUGGUGGACAAAGAAUCAACUCAAAAGGGAAGCUUAGGUCAAGCAAAAAGAUGUUUUCGCUAGACUGUAAAAACCUUAAAGUGAAAAAAGAAGAUAUUAGAUUGCCUAUAAAAGUUAUUAAGCCAGUUUGUGCAUCAGGAUCUGGGCAUGCUAUUAUCGCAGGAGGAGAAAAUCCUAAAACUAAAAAACAUAGCCAGUACUGCUAUCUGUUUUCUCUUGAUCCUCAGCCAGAUUUCAAACUUAUGGAAGUCAUUGGCUUUUCACUCACAGAAGAAUAUCCAGCUAUUUAUAUCCCAGGUAGAGGGCCAAUAUUUAUUAACUACCCAGGAGCUGCGUUUAAAGACAAACACGCUGCUAAUUGGCAUCGUUUAGAUAUCGCCAAAAUUGCCAAUGAUGACGAUAACCAAAUCAUUAGCCACCACAAAUAUACAGUAGAAAAAGCGACUUCAAGUGAAGACCCUCACGAAACUUAUAUGAAAAUGUCUGUAGAAGUCGAAAAAUCAGAAAAAAAGCAGAAAAAAGUAGAAACAAAACAAAUUGACACAAAAAUCGAGGUCGGGAAAGAAAAUGGUAAAAAAGGUGCAUUGGAGGAGCCUGAAGCUGAAGCAGAGGUAAAUGCUGGGAAAAAAGGUGGAAAAAUGAAGGUCCAGUUUGAAGAAAACUCAGAGGUAAAGGUGAGCAAAAGGAAAAAGAAGAUAGAGGUAGAAGUUGAACAAGAAAUAAUCGAAAAUAAUGAAGAAGAGGAAAGAGUGGAAAAGAAAAAAAAGAAGAGAAAGCAUCAUUCGAAAGGAAGCUCUGAUGAAAAUAAUGCAGCAGUUGAAGUAGAUGCUGAAAUUCCAGGCCUAAAAGCAGGCAAAGCUCCUGUAUUUAAAGCUGAGGUCAAGGUAUCGAAGAAGAAAAAACAUUCUGAAGACUAG
This is a messenger RNA of Blepharisma stoltei, 1653 nucleotides long. Lineage: Eukaryota; Ciliophora; Heterotrichea; Heterotrichida; Blepharismidae. The record is from the annotation of a GenBank genome assembly.